AUGAAGAACCUAUCUAACAAAUUGGACACAAUUUCUGAUCGUCACAAGGCAACACAAGAGUCGGAUCAUAUCAAGACUCGAUUGGAUGCUGUGGAAGCAACGUUAUCGGAUACAGAAAAUGUCAACUCAUCUGCCGAAACUAGCGAAGUUACAUCUAAAAUCUUCGAUCAAUCCAAUGCAACCACAGCUGAGAUGAGAAUUGCUGAUGAUACGAUAAAUCCAACCGAAAUUUUGGUCAAAAACGAAAUGACAGCUGAAAGAUUGGGUCAGAGUCAAGACAAGAACAAUUUGAGCAGGCAAGAACAGCGACGAAAGCACGAUGCUCUCUCCACAAUACUCGAGAAUCAUCAGGUCCACGAUCGGGUCAGAAUCAAGGCAAGACAAAUUUUAGCAGGCAGGAACAGCAACGAAACUACGAUACUCUAUUCCCGAUUCCCAAAAAUCAUCAGGUCAAAGGUCGGGUCUAAAACAAGAUCCCUCUUUUUCACUCGGCUGGGAAUCGAACCCAGGUCUACCGAUUGCCGGUCAGGUACUCUAACCACUAAGCCACUGGAGAAUGGGGUGGUAAGAGCCCCCGAACGACAGUCGGUAGACCUGGUGUCAGCGAUGUCGAGCAGUAACAUAACGGAAAGUCGGAUUCCUCUAGAGUACUGGGAUCAAAGAUCGAUCGAUCUGGUGGAUGAGCGCGAGGGCGUUGCAUCAAGUAGUCGAUAUCCUCGAUUUUCCACAGUGACAUCAACCGAUCUGUCGAACGUCAGCUUAUCAACCACGACGCCUUCUUCCGGAAAUGCAAACCUUUUGGAAAAUCUGAUAGUUCCCCUUUAUGCGACAAUUUUUCUUCUCUCAGUCGUUGGGAAUUCCCUGGUGCUGAUCACUCUCGCCAGGAACAAACGUAUGCGGACGGUGACCAAUGUCUACCUGUUGAACCUGGCAAUGUCGGACCUUCUGCUUGGAGUCUUUUGCAUGCCAUUCACACUUCUUGGCCAGAUGUUGAAGAAUUUCGUUUUUGGAAACGCCAUGUGCAAAUUGAUACCCUAUUUUCAAGCUGUCUCUGUCUCAGUAGGAGUCUGGACACUUGUUGCCAUAUCUCUGGAGAGGUACUACGCCAUUUGUCGACCACUGAAGUCGAGACGAUGGCAGACACAAUUUCAUGCUUAUAAAAUGAUAGUUGUUGUUUGGGCGGCCAGCCUCGUCUGGAGUGCGCCCAUUUUGGUUGUUUCGAGAUUAAAAAGUAUCAGAGGAGGUAGACACAAGUGCAGAGAAGAGUGGCCCAGUGUUGGCACAGAGAGGGCCUACAAUAUUUUUUUGGAUGGGACUUUACUUUUGAUACCUCUAAUUGUAAUGUGUUUAGCUUAUUCUUUAAUAGCUAGCAAAUUAUGGAGGGGCCUUAGAAGGGAAAUUCGACAGAGUUCAAUCUGUUUAGGAAGAUUAAGGCAAUUGCCGGGGAGCAUUGCCAGGGAACGAUCCGUGGAUCGGGACCAACAUGCCACAAAUAUUGUGGAAAGAACAACGAUGUUUAAUUCUAGAUGUGAAGAGUUGGGUGGGGGGACUUCUAACAUUAUUUCUUCCUCAAAACGUCCGAGGUGUAAUCGAAUGGUAAAUCAUCGAUCUAUGUCGCUGAGGACAAGAAGAAUGCAACCAACAAUAAAAAAUUCGUCAAAUUUGGACGUAAAUGUUAACGUAAGUGUGAGCAUCGAUUUAAACCACAUUGCAACGAUACCUCGAUCUCGUGGUGCAAGCGCUAACGGGGGAGCAAAAAGGGGUAGUUCAAUUUAUCGAGAAACAGAAGAAACUGGAGGAAUCGAAGGUCGAAAAAAUUCGACCUACACCUUUGGUAGGCAACAUGCCAUUCGUAGUAAUUACAUGGGAAAGAGCAUCGAAGCUAAAAAGAAGGUCAUUAGAAUGCUCUUCGCGAUCGUGUUGGAAUUUUUUGUCUGUUGGGCGCCCCUGCACGUAGUCAAUACUUGGUAUCUGUUCGCGCCAGAUCUGGUUUACUUGCACGUUGGAAGCACUGGUAUUAGCCUCGUGCAGCUCUUGGCUUAUAUUUCCAGCUGCUGCAAUCCCAUCACAUACUGCUUCAUGAACCGGAAGUUUCGGCAGGCUUUUCUCAGUUUAUUCGACUGCUACAAUUGCUGGCGAUUACGAUGUGGGGAUCAGAACGCCUCCGCAAGGGUCACGAGAAAUAUUACACACGCUGGAAAUAGUGAAGUCAGUGCAAACGACUCUGCGAUUUACUUAGGACGAACAUCCCUUAUCGGGAAAUCUGAAGUAGUUCGACUUCUGGGGGAGGAGGAUCGUGUUUAGCGAAGGGCUUUACCUGGGACGAUCGAUAUCUCAUGUUCCAGGAGUUGUGUGGAAAUACCAGCUAUUGGUGAUUCAGGUGGAAGUAAAAGUGAAGUGAUGUAAUUCAGUACCAGUGAUCUCCUGUAAAAGCUUUAAAAUCUGAAUUCCUUAGGGAAUGUCGUCUGCUGAGGCAUGUGAUCAAAGAGAAAGAAAGCACUUAAAAAGAGUCGUAAACCUUUAAAGGUGCCUUUGACUCUCGAUGAAGAAUUCGUUUAAAUUCUUUUGACUAGGGAGGAUGACACUCUUUUACUCUUAAGUGUAAAUCAUCAAUUUCUUCCAUUCCUGCGUUUCUAAAUGUUAUUUAUUUCUCUAAAUUACUUAGUUCUCCACAUCUAUUUUUUUAAAUGGAAUUUUAAGUGUUUUGUACUCGAAUUUAAGAUGAUCGAGUUAUCGGAAUUGUAAAAUAUGAAUAUUGAUCAGGGAAAUCUUCACAGAUCUUGUUAUCAAUUUCGUAUUUGAAAAGACACUUUCAGGUUUUCUACGCCCGUCUCGACUGUUAUAAACGUAUGUACAUAAAUUUUUGUAUAAACAUGUAGUAA
Molecule: messenger RNA, 2882 nt
Organism: Belonocnema kinseyi
Lineage: Eukaryota; Metazoa; Arthropoda; Insecta; Hymenoptera; Cynipidae
Product: octopamine receptor-like
Exons: 12
Coding region: 1-2304 (767 amino acids)
Biological process (GO): neuropeptide signaling pathway
Cellular component (GO): membrane
Molecular function (GO): neuropeptide receptor activity
Source: RefSeq, a predicted model, not a curated record